Molecule: messenger RNA, 867 nt
Organism: Eimeria mitis
Lineage: Eukaryota; Apicomplexa; Conoidasida; Eucoccidiorida; Eimeriidae
Exons: 2
Coding region: 1-867 (288 amino acids)
Source: RefSeq, a predicted model, not a curated record
AUGGAGGUUGACUAUGAGCCACUCACAGAGGGGGGCUCGACGGACGGUCUGGAACCCCAAUGCAUUUUUUCCAGAAUUGGAUGCCGAAAUGGAGCUGGCUUCCGCCCGCCAGCUCCAUAUCGGCAUCCAAUUCUGGAGAAAAUGCAUUCCCACCAAAAACGAUUCAAGAGGAGCGCCCGGUUGUGCCGUCCUACGCGAGAUGCAGAGGCUGUAGAGGAGUUCCUCAAUUCCCUAGACCUAUACCUCCGCCUUCAAAAUGCCCCAGAACAAUUCCAACUCCUCCUGGCCCCUUCCUUGUUAGAAGGGGACGCACGCCGAUGGUGGCUACACUUAAGCAACGGAUCCACAUUCCCGGAGCACAUCAGGUCCAUGCAGGCCUUCCGGGACGUGCUACGUUGCAGGUUUAUCCCGACGUACGCAAGCGAGCAGGCUAUGGCAGAACUGAGAAAGCUUAAACAGGGAAAACUGUCAAUAGAGCGCUACAUUGAGAAAUACCAGUCCUUGGUGAACCGAAGUCCUAUGGUAGAUGCGGAGCUCCACAACAAUUGGUUUAUAGCGGGGCUGGCCCCCGGAGUGAGGCAAACAGUGACUGGCUGGGCCACGGACAGGGAAAUGAGGGACGGAAAAGUGGAACUCGCCGACAUGAUGGAAUACCUCCGCAGAAUGAAAAAGAAAAACGCCACAUCCACAGCCUUAGCUGAAAAGAAAGAAAGCGGGCCUGGGAACAAUCCCGAUUUGGAACCAAUGGAUAUUGGGGCUGUGAACACCAAGCCACACCACCUAAAAAGCAAGACGGAGACUCUGAACGGCGUACCUGCAUCUUCUGUAGUAAACCGGGUCACGCAUUUCGAGAUUGCAGGCUUAUGA